This is a messenger RNA of Dioscorea cayenensis subsp. rotundata (Guinea yam), 649 nucleotides long. RefSeq names its product mitochondrial import inner membrane translocase subunit TIM10. Gene Ontology annotation, biological process: protein insertion into mitochondrial inner membrane. Gene Ontology annotation, cellular component: mitochondrial inner membrane. Lineage: Eukaryota; Viridiplantae; Streptophyta; Magnoliopsida; Dioscoreales; Dioscoreaceae. Bases 155 to 418 code for a protein of 87 amino acids. The transcript is spliced from 6 exons. The record is from RefSeq and is a predicted model, not a curated record.
ACCACCCAGAUGAUGAUGAUGAUCACGAAUCCUCAACCGUGAACCCCCAAAAAACCCUAAAUUGAUUCGCUGGUCUGCAAUUGCUGCAAAUUCCUCCGCCUGAGCCUUCCGACGCUCGGCUGUUGUUCGUCCGUGGGUUUAUUUCCAAAUUCCAAUGGCGGGUAACAACAGCAAUGCCGCCUCUGUAAAUCUUGAAAAAGAGCAGAUCUUUGGAAUGGCAGAGAAAGAGAUGGAGUACAGGGUAGAUCUUUUUAACAGGCUUACUCAGACAUGUUUUGAAAAAUGUAUUGAGAAAAGGUACAAGGAACCUGAACUGAAUAUGGGUGAAAACAGCUGCAUCGAUCGAUGUGUUUCAAAAUACUGGCAGGUAACGAACUUGAUAGGUCAGCUUCUUGGCUCCAACCGACCACCAAUGUGAUUGAUGCCUCUAUCAGCAACAGUCAAUGUUUGGAUAGUUUGGGGCUAUUUUGGGCAUCUGAUCGCAUGAGAUUUUGUCAUGACAAACAAUGUUGAAAGAGCUAUUUCGAAUAUGUGUUGAUGAAUAACAACACAUCAAAGCUCUGUAUUUGUUGUUUUAGUUGAUAUUUUCACACAUUUUCUUAAACCAUGUGGCAGUUACAUUAAAUAACAAGGAGUGCAACAUGACCAA